GGUCCUUGGCACAAUAAAGGUUGGGAACCCCUGAUUUAUACGAUACAAAAUAUGAUUCUCUGGGAAGAGAGGUUUGUUGCUUUGUCUGUGUUGAUGACGUGUUGUCAUUUAUUACAGAUGGAGAUAUGCAAAUGAAGGCCAAUGUUCUGAUCACAGAACUGUUUGAUACAGAGCUGAUCGGUGAAGGAGCGCUGCCCAGCUACGCCCAUGCUCACCAAAAUCUGAUCCAGGAGGGUUGUGAGGCGGUCCCGCACCGGGCCACCGUCUACGCCCAGCUAGUGGAGUCCGAGCUGCUGUGGAGCUGGGCUCAGCUGCAGCCGGUGGAGGUGGAGGGGACCCGCCUGGUCCCGCUGCCUACUGGGGGCCCCUGUGCUGGAGCUCAUGCCGUAUGCGACAUCCAGCUGAGCCAGGUGCCCCCCCACAGCUUCACCCCGCUCGGUCCUCUCUGCACCAUGUUCAGUGUGGACUUCAGUAAACCAGUCAGCAGCGCCUUCCAGUCCCACAGCUCUCAGUUUGUGGCUCAGGCUGGGGGGCGGGCCCAGGUGGUCCUGUCCUGGUGGGACCUGGACAUGGAUCCCAGUGGAAGCAUUGUGUGCACCAUGGCCCCCAGCUGGACAUACAAACAACCAAAGACGGCUCCGUGGAGGGACCACUGGAUGCAGAGUGUGUACUUCCUGCCUGUCGAAAGCAGCGUGUCAGACGGAGAGGAGCUGCGCCUGACCGUCUGCCAUGACGACUACAGUCUGUGGUACAGCUUACAGUCUCCCAGCCAGCAGGGCUCACAGAGCGAGGCUGCCCCCUCUCGGCCCUGCUGCACCUGUCAGGCUCACCUGGUUUGGAACAGACCGCGUUUCGGUGAACUCAACGACAGACGGCGCACAGAGAGCUACGUCAGCGCUCUGCGCAGCGUUCUGAGGGAGGACAGCGUGUGUCUCGGCGUCAGCGAUGGAAGUCUGCUGCCGGUGUUUGCUCACGUGCUGGGAGCCAAGAAGGUCUACGGUUUGGAAAACUCAAGAAUGUCUGAACAGGUCAUUGAGCAGGUGUUGGAGGCCAACUCGAUGAAAGGAGCGGUGGAGCUGCUGGAGAUCAGACCUGAGCAGCUGAGCAGCAAGGAUCUAGGAGGGGAACAGAUCUCAGUGCUGAUGGGGGAGCCGUACUUCAGCACCAGCCUCCUGCCCUGGCACUCCCUAUUCUUUUGGUACUGCCGCACGGCGUUGGCCGGUCUGCUCCGCCCCGGCGCCGCCAUCCUGCCCCGCUCCGCCACUCUGCACAUGGCCGCUGUAGAGUUCCAGGAUUUGUGGAGGAUACGAGCUCCGUGUGGAACAUGUGAGGGCUUUGAUGUCACACCCAUGGAUGAAAUGGUGCAGCGAUCUCUGGAUUUUCGUGAGUCCCGUGAGGCGGAGCCCCACCCUCUGUGGGAGUAUCCAUGCCGUGCUCUGACCCCGCCCACAGCCGUCAUGACCUUUGACUUCACACAGUGUGUCCCUCAACAGCCAAUCAGCAGUCAGGGAUCACUGCCCUUCACAAGGAUUGGUCGUUGCCAUGGUGUUGCGCUGUGGAUGGAAUACCACCUAACUGAUGACAUCACUGUUAGUGCAGGUCUGAUUGGACCAGUCAGUGAGCAGGGUGAGUGUGAGUGGAGUCGCCACAGGAAACAGGGAGUGUAUUUCUUCAGGUCACCGGGGGAGAGCUCAGGUGAUGGCAGAGCCUCGGUGUCUUACAGCUUCACCUUCGAACCCAGUUUAGGAGAUAUUAAGAUGGACUUCAGCAUCGAGGCUCAGUGAUAUGGAGACUGGGGAACAAUAUCUGAGGUUCAGCCAUUAUGGUGUGUAGUGCAACCCUGAAUAUUUACAGUCAUUCAUUUGAAAUGCAUUUCAUUUGAGCUAUUGAAGAAUUUAGAAAAACUGUUUUCUUUUUCACAGUAGAAUACAAUGAUAGUACAUUGAAAUCCAUUACAUCAAAGGUGAGUCUCACUGAGUCAAAGGAACUCAAGCUUGUAUACCGCAGACAUCCUGCAGCUUUUGUGAUCUCACCUGUCUCACAAUCCCACUGUUACUGUAAUGUUUCAUAAAGUUUUAUAUUGUUUG
Notothenia coriiceps (black rockcod) is the source of this 2087-nucleotide messenger RNA. It is a transcript of the gene prmt7, whose product is annotated as protein arginine methyltransferase 7. The transcript is spliced from 13 exons. The record is from RefSeq and is a predicted model, not a curated record. Bases 126 to 1784 code for a protein of 552 amino acids. Gene Ontology annotation, molecular function: protein-arginine N-methyltransferase activity; histone methyltransferase activity. Lineage: Eukaryota; Metazoa; Chordata; Actinopteri; Perciformes; Nototheniidae. Gene Ontology annotation, biological process: peptidyl-arginine methylation, to asymmetrical-dimethyl arginine; chromatin remodeling.